AAUCACAUCAAUUAUGGUCGAUAUACAUCGAAUUUUACCUGCUGAUUGGGACAUUAUAUAUCUUGGCUAUUGUAAUAAUUCUGAAGGUAAAUCUGGUGAACCUUUACCGGACAGAAAUAAUAAUUCACCUGUUUAUAAGUUAUUUAAAUCCGAGAUGCCAUAUUGCACAUUUGCCUACGCCGUCUCACAUGCCGGUGCUCUUAAGUUAAUUAACAAACUUGGCAGCUCAACAAACUCUCCACUUGAUGUAGAACUAGUUAACAUUAUUCAAUCGAAAGAAAUCAAUUCAUAUACUCUUGUACCACCAAUUAUCGUUAAAUCCGGAAAAUCAUAUUCCGAUAAAGAAAAUCCUGACAUACAUAGUUUAAAAAAUUCUACUAGUGAAUAUUUUAAAUUAGAU
Molecule: messenger RNA, 400 nt
Organism: Racocetra fulgida
Lineage: Eukaryota; Fungi; Glomeromycota; Glomeromycetes; Diversisporales; Gigasporaceae
Source: the annotation of a GenBank genome assembly